Messenger RNA from Aspergillus caelatus, 503 nucleotides. RefSeq lists its product as uncharacterized. The transcript is spliced from 3 exons. The record is from RefSeq and is a predicted model, not a curated record. Lineage: Eukaryota; Fungi; Ascomycota; Eurotiomycetes; Eurotiales; Aspergillaceae. Bases 84 to 320 code for a protein of 78 amino acids.
AUUUCAUCCCGUCCAAAAAACAAAAAAUUCCUCUUUUCUUGUCAACAGCCACUUCAGCGUUAUUAUCAUAAAUAGUAGUCAUCAUGGGUAACGGAGCCAAAGCCGCCUCUAAGCGUGAGCGCAAUGCCAAAGAUGCCAAGGGUACUGCGAAGUCGCAGCUCAAAGUGAACGAAGCUGCCAAGGAUAUCAUCUGCAGUACUUGCAGACAGACUUUCCUCAAGACUACUCGUGGUCCGGCCCUGACCGAGCAUGCUGCCAAUAAGCAUAGCAAGACGCUUCAGGAAUGUUUCCCCGGCUAUGUGGAGGCUCCUAAAAAAUAAACAGGAGAUUUUUUCACUGGGGUUGAUGAUGUUUCUAGUGCUUAUGUGGGGAUGAUGUGCUUUAUUUCGGUUGCGGUGUUUUGGCUUUCUUUUCGGUGUUUACAGCGGAGGCAAUGAUGUAGCAUGAGUUAUACCAUAUGGUAUUGAAUCGGAGCAUGACAGCGUGCGCUUUAUCUUGUUCAA